AGGGUUUGUCCUUUGAAAUUUUUUGGGACAUUUGCCCGAAAGUCAUUUUCCAAAAUCGGAUUUCACGUGACCGUUUCAAUCGCUGGCCCUGGGGCUCUUCAUCUACCCGCUCAAGCAGCAAUCAGUAGCUCCCUCUUUUUGCUGCAAACAUGUCGCUCGCUGUUCCCGACAAGAAUCAGUUCCAGCACAUUCUUCGUCUUCUCAACACCAAUGUUGACGGAAAGAACAAGAUCAUGGUUGCUUUGACUUCCAUCAAGGGUGUUGGCCGUCGUUAUGCCAACAUUGCUUGCAAGAAGGCCGAUGUCGAUCUUAACAAGAGAGCCGGCGAGUUGUCCAACGAAGAAUUGGAGCGCAUUGUCACCAUCUUGCAGAAUCCCAGCCAAUACAAGAUUCCCAACUGGUUCCUUAACAGACAAAAGGAUAUUGUUGAUGGCAAGUACUCCCAAAUCUUGUCCAACGGUCUUGACAGCAAGAUGCGUGAGGAUCUUGAGCGUUUGAAGAAGAUCCGUAACCACCGUGGUCUCCGUCACUACUGGGGUCUCCGUGUCCGUGGUCAACACACUAAGACCACUGGUCGUCGUGGUAGAACCGUUGGUGUCUCCAAGAAGAAAUAAGCGAUCGCAUUAUACGCAUUGUUUCUUUUGUUUCAAUAAAACCGUUUUGAACUUGUCACAUCCCAUUGAAUCUGUCAUGCGGUGCUUUAAUUUUUGUCGUCAUUACGUCUUUCCCU
Messenger RNA from Umbelopsis ramanniana AG, 730 nucleotides. RefSeq lists its product as uncharacterized. Gene Ontology annotation, biological process: translation. Gene Ontology annotation, molecular function: structural constituent of ribosome; RNA binding. The record is from RefSeq and is a predicted model, not a curated record. NCBI's taxonomy places the organism in Eukaryota, Fungi, Mucoromycota, Umbelopsidomycetes, Umbelopsidales, Umbelopsidaceae. Gene Ontology annotation, cellular component: ribosome; small ribosomal subunit; cytosol. Bases 150 to 614 code for a protein of 154 amino acids. The transcript has 3 exons.